Messenger RNA from Penicillium mononematosum, 1122 nucleotides. RefSeq names its product polysaccharide lyase family 1 protein. The transcript is spliced from 5 exons. The record is from RefSeq and is a predicted model, not a curated record. Gene Ontology annotation, molecular function: pectate lyase activity. NCBI's taxonomy places the organism in Eukaryota, Fungi, Ascomycota, Eurotiomycetes, Eurotiales, Aspergillaceae. Bases 1 to 1122 code for a protein of 373 amino acids.
AUGAAGUACGCCUAUGUUCUCACGGCUAUUGCCGCCAUUGCUUCCAAGGUCGCCGCUGUCGGUGUCUCUGGCACCCCUGAGGGUUUCGCUUCUUCCGCCACUGGUGGCGGUAAUGCCACCCCUGUCUACCCUACCUCCACCGAUGAGCUGGUCUCUUACCUCGGUGAUGACGAGGCCCGUGUGAUUGUUCUGAGCAAGACUUUCGACUUCACCGACACCGAGGGCAGCACCACCGGCACCGGUUGCACUCCCUGGGGUACUGCCUCCAACUGCCAGGUUGCCAUCAACAAGGACGACUGGUGCACCAACUACCAGCCCGAUGCCGCUACCACUUCCGUCACCUACAACAACGCUGGUAUGCUCGGUAUCACCGUUGGCUCCAACAAGUCCUUGAUUGGUGAGGGCACCAGCGGUGUUAUUAAGGGCCGUGGUCUGCGCAUUGUCAACGGUGUCAAGAAUGUCAUCGUCCAGAACAUCGCUGUCACAGACAUCAACCCCCAGUACGUCUGGGGCGGUGACGCGAUCACCAUCAACCAAGCUGACCUGGUCUGGCUCGACCACAUUACCACUGCUCGCAUUGGUCGUCAGCAUUACGUCCUGGGCACUGAAGCUGACAACCGUGUCUCUAUCACCAACAACUACAUCGACGGUGAAUCCGACUGGUCUGCCACCUGCGACGGCCACCACUACUGGAACGUGUACCUCGAUGGUUCCAGCGACAAGGUCACAUUCAAGGGCAACUACCUUUACAAGACAAGUGGUCGCGCCCCCAAGGUCCAGGGCAACACCUACCUUCACGCUGUCAACAACUACUGGGACGACAACUCCGGCCACGCCUUUGAGAUUGGCUCUGGUGGCUACGUUCUUGCGGAGGGUAACUACUUCGCUAACGUCGACACUGUUAUGGAGGAAUCCUCCUUCCAGGGUGCCCUCUUCUCCUCCGACAGCGCCUCCGCCACCUGCGAGUCCUACAUCGGUCGCUCCUGCGUCGCCAACGCUAACGGUGGCACUCUCGCUGGCACCUCCACUGAUGUUCUGUCGAACCUGAAGGGCGAGACUCUUGCCGAAGCCGCUGGUGCUAGCACCGACCCUGCUGGCAGCGCCGGCCAGGGUAACCUGUAA